This is a messenger RNA of Rhinolophus ferrumequinum (greater horseshoe bat), 1757 nucleotides long. RefSeq names its product aromatase. Gene Ontology annotation, molecular function: oxidoreductase activity, acting on paired donors, with incorporation or reduction of molecular oxygen; heme binding; iron ion binding. The transcript has 9 exons. The record is from RefSeq and is a predicted model, not a curated record. The coding region runs from base 38 to 1555 and encodes 505 amino acids. Lineage: Eukaryota; Metazoa; Chordata; Mammalia; Chiroptera; Rhinolophidae.
ACUUUAAAUUGCUUCCCUUGCGAUCAGGGAACACAAGAUGGUUUUGGAAAUGCUGAACCCAAUGCAUUAUAACCUCACCAGCAUGGUACCCGAAGCGGUGCCUCUUGCCACCAUGCCAAUCCUGCUGCUUACUGGUUUUCUUCUCUUCAUUUGGAGUUAUGAGGAUACAUCCUCAAUCCCCGGUCCUGGUUAUUGCAUGGGAAUUGGCCCGCUCAUUUCCCACUGCCGCUUCCUGUGGAUGGGCAUUGGCAGUGCCUGCAACUACUACAACAAGAUGUAUGGAGAGUUCAUGAGAGUCUGGAUAUGUGGGGAGGAGACACUCAUCAUCAGCAAGUCCUCAAGUAUGUUCCACGUAAUGAAGCACAAUCACUACAUCUCCCGAUUUGGUAGCAAACUUGGGUUGCAGUUUGUUGGCAUGCACGAGAAUGGCAUCAUAUUUAACAACAACACAGCCCUCUGGAAAGUCGUUCGACCUUUCUUUAUAAAAGCUUUGACAGGCCCUGGCCUCGUGCACAUGGUGACAAUUUGUACUGAAUCCGUCGUAAGGCAUCUGGACAGGCUGGAGGAGGUCAAAAAUGAGUCGGGCUUUGUCGACGUGUUGACCCUGAUGCGGCGCGUCAUGCUGGAUGCCUCUAACAUGCUCUUCCUGAGGAUCCCUUUGGACGAAAAUGCCAUCGUAGUUAAAAUCCAGGGUUAUUUUGAUGCUUGGCAAGCUCUCCUUUUCAAACCGGACAUUUUCUUUAAGAUUUCUUGGCUAUACAAAAAAUAUGAAAAGUCUGUCAAGGAUUUGAAAGAUGCCAUAGACGUUCUGACAGAAGAAAAAAGACACAGGAUUUCCACAGCAGACAAACUGGAAGACUGUAUGGAUUUUGCCACUGAGUUGAUUUUUGCCGAGAAACGUGGUGACCUGACAAGAGAGAAUGUGAACCAGUGCAUACUGGAAAUGCUGAUUGCAGCACCAGACACCAUGUCUGUCUCUGUGUUGUUCCUGCUAUUUCUCAUUGCAGAGCACCCUAAGGUUGAAGAGGCAAUAAUGAAGGAAAUCCAGACUGUUGUUGGUGAAAGAGACAUAAGGAUUGAUGAUAUUCAAAAAUUAAAAGUGGUGGAAAACGCUAUUUAUGAGAGCAUGCGGUACCAGCCUGUUGUGGACUUGGUCAUGCGCAAAGCCUUACAGGAUGAUGUCAUCGAUGGCUACCCAGUGAAAAAGGGGACCAACAUUAUCCUGAAUAUUGGAAGAAUGCAUAGGCUCGAGUUUUUCCCUAAGCCCAAUGAAUUUACUCUUGAAAACUUUGAGAAGAACGUUCCUUACAGGUAUUUUCAGCCAUUUGGUUUUGGGCCCCGUAGCUGUGUGGGAAAGUACAUCGCCAUGGUGAUGAUGAAAGUCAUCUUGGUUACACUUCUGAAACGAUUCCAUGUGCAGACACUGCAAAGUCGAGAAGUGUGUAUUGAAAAAAUGCAGAAAAUAAAUGACUUGGCCGUGCAUCCGGAUGAGAACACCAACUUACUGAAUAUGAUUUUUGUCCCAAGAAAUUCAGACACACGCCUCGAAUCCUAAGAAGAUGGGUCAGUACCUACUCUGAAGCACUUCUCAUCAGCAGCUCACAAGGAAACCAUCCAUCUUUGCCAGGUAGUGUCAUCCUCACAGGGAACAUUCGGUGGUCUGUGGCAUUUUACAGGUAUACCUCCUAGGGGUUGUCAGCAAACCAGGAGACAUCGGUCAUCUGAUUUUGUCCAAACAGGAGAACCACAGGAAGAGA